Calypte anna (Anna's hummingbird) is the source of this 2731-nucleotide messenger RNA. It is a transcript of the gene FAM219A, whose product is annotated as family with sequence similarity 219 member A. The coding region runs from base 199 to 756 and encodes 185 amino acids. Lineage: Eukaryota; Metazoa; Chordata; Aves; Apodiformes; Trochilidae. The record is from RefSeq and is a predicted model, not a curated record. The transcript has 6 exons.
GACCCGGAAGCGGUGCGGCUGAGUCACCGCGGCGGCGAGCGGCGGCGGCGGGGAUGAGGCAGCAGGCGCGGCGGGCAGCGCUGUCCUUCGGUGCCUGAGGAGCCUCAUCACGCCCUCCCGCUCGUCAUUCUUUCUUCUUUCCCGUCUCCGCCUGCCUCGGUCUUUCCCCCAGCUUCCCCCCUCAGCCCCGCCGCCACCAUGAUGGAAGAGAUAGACCGGUUCCAGGUGCCCGCCGUGCGCGCCGAGAUGCAGCCGCUGGAUCCAACAGCUGCAUCUAUUUCGGACAGAGAUUGUGACACGAGAGAGGGAGAGACUGUAGCCAUGAACUAUAAGCCGUCCCCACUUCAAGUGAAAUUAGAGAAGCAGAGGGAGCUGGCUCGGAAGGGCUCCCUGAAGAAUGGCAACAUGGGAAGCCCAGUUAAUCAGCAACCCAAGAAGAACAACGUGAUGGCAAGAACAAGGCUCGUCGUUCCCAAUAAGGGCUAUUCGUCGCUAGACCAGAGCCCAGAUGAAAAGCCCCUGGUAGCCCUGGAUACGGACAGUGAUGAUGACUUUGACAUGUCCAGAUAUUCCUCCUCGGGAUACUCAUCAGCUGAGCAGAUCAACCAAGACUUGAACAUCCAGCUGCUAAAGGAUGGGUACCGAUUAGAUGAGAUCCCAGAUGAUGAGGACCUCGACCUAAUCCCCCCAAAAUCAGUCAACCCUACCUGCAUGUGUUGCCAAGCCACCUCCUCCACCGCCUGUCACAUCCAGUAGUGAGGCCGGCAGGCUGUGAUCAGUGCUUUCCACUAUAACUGUAAAACUUAACAGCCAUUGCUUCCUCCUAUGGUAGGACGUGCACCUCUUUGUGUUCAUGGAGCCAGGAGAAACCAAAAAAUUCAUUUUAUGAUUGGCUGAUAAGUUAUUUUAAACUACAAAAAAAAAAAAAAGAAAAAGAAAACUACUCAAAGUGCCAGGCGGUGCCUGGCAGAACUGACUGGUCUGGAGAGCAAAUGCAGAGGGGUUCAGAGAUACCUCCUUGGUUCUUGUAGGCACUGGGGAUGUUUUGUAGUGUCUGUUCUAGAAUAAGGAGGUUCAAAUGGGGCUGCAGGUCAUCCUGCCCACUGAAACCAAUCCAUCUGUGAGAUCAGGGGUGAGUGCUGGGGGGUUUUACCAGUGAGAGGAGGUCAGUUCUUAAUUCAUUCACUAAGCUAUUUUCAUUUGCAUAACCAAAAUGAUACUAUAACACAGUAUGGGAAUGACACAGGAAUGGGAACAGAGCAGGGUAUCCUCUCUUAUGGCAAGGCUAGCCAGGACUAGCAUGACACAAAUCAUUCACUUGAGAAGAGGACAAAUAGGUGGCAUUUCACUGUAAGUACUUGCCAGAGCUGUCACGUCACAUACCCAAUGCAAUCUAACCUUAGCUCCACAUUAAAUUAUUGCUGAACACAUCAGAUUUGAUCUGCAAUGCAUCCAUGCUCUUUGGGGAUUUGGUCUUUGCUCAGGAAUACCACACUCCUGAGUUCAGUCCAGUCACGUAUACUGACUUCAGGCUAUACUUAAUUCCUGUGAGACCCAUCUGCUUCCAAAAUCUUAAAUUUUGUUCAAUUAGGAAAAAAAUGAGUCCUGCACAAGACAGAACUAGAGCUGUGCAGUCUGAAGGUCAGUGCCAGAAAAGCUAGCUGAAGAAAGCACAUUUCUCAGUGCACAACCAUUGAUAUUCUCUUGACACUGCAUCUCUUGGUACCUGUGGGAGAGAUUUGUUAAGGCUGAAGGCAUCUAUGUGGUCGUGUCAGACUUUAGAGAAGUUUUCAGCAACAACUUUAGUCAAAAAAAGAAAAAAACCAAACAAAUCAUGAAAGGAAACUACUGUUUAUCCCAUCUCUGCCUGCUUGUGAACCACUCUCAGUCUGUGCUACAGCUGUCCCAUGUUGGGAACAAUUGUGUUUAUUUGGUGCUGGGUGGUCAGGAAACCUGGAGUCACAUUAGGUUACUGGACUGAGUUGCCAGUUUACCAGCAGAUUGUUUUUAAAACAAAAGUAUGUCUGGAAUUAGAAAUUGUGUCCUCUCCCUUGCUGGCCUUACACUACUGGCUUCAGCAUAUGUGGGGCUCAGCAAGGGAUGGGCUGGCAUUUUCCUCAGUGUUGAAAUCUUUCGCCACAGAGAGGAUUGUUUUUUGCCACCAACAGGACUGUGUGUGUUUUCCUGCCCUACCAGGAGGAAGGACCUUGGGUCAUUGCUUCCUUUGGAGCCUGAGGAAGGGAAAAAGCAAUUCUGAGCUUUCCAUCAGUAAUCCUGAGUAGCAAGGCAGAGCCUGAGCUCUGCCUUGAGAGGCAGAUCCUCCAUCUGAAAUCUGCAUGAGGUGAGCUGAGUCUUUAAGAAGUCCUCUACAAGAUUAGCUUUAUUUAACAUCCUGGGGCUUCACUCUGUGUGGUACAAAACACCAUACCAUCUACAGUAUGAGGAGAAGAGCAGGCACAUGAGAUUCCUGGGCUUUAUUAUUCACUAGCUGGUACAGGCAACUAUUAAGGCUAUGUUUGCCCCCUCCCUAAAACAGCUGCUGCUACCCUGGCUCCAGGCCACAGGAGGAGGACUGAGUGAUGCUGUUUACUGAGCAUCACUGCACCCUUGAGCAGAAGUGCCAGUUAACUUGCAAGCUCCUCUAAGAAGAGUGUUCCUUGAGUGAAUUCGUCAGCCUUUCUCACCAGCUGGAAAUGCUGAGGGGGGAGUGUUUCCAAAAUGUUUAUAAAGA